UUUUACGUUUUGGCGGUACACUAGACACUUUCAAGGUCUUCUUGUUUCAAGCCCAUAAUAUGGAUGCUUCCUAUCUUUAUUGAAGUGCGAUAACUGCCAUCAUUCCAAAGCCUCGUGAGUGCUGGAAAUAUGGUUGUAAUUUGUGGAGAAGUGAUGACUAGAUUUGCAGUUUAGACAUAGGAAUAGAAAUGUCUAAAAGGGUCAAGGUGCUUCAUCGUCAGACUUUCCAAAAUUCCAAUAAUAUAGUGGAGCUAACAGUAAAAACAAUUCCAAAGGACAUCAUACCCAGUCAGAAUACAGUUCCAAAGCCUUCAGAAUAUGUUAGGGAUUGCGGAGUUAGGAAAGAAUUGGAAAGAGUUAGUGACAAAGAAAAUAACAAUGUAUGCAGUAAAGCAUCUGUUCCAAACAAGAAAAAGGACAAUGAUAGAGGCAGAGUAACAGUUGAGGUAUCUAAAAAGGUUAAUAGAAGGCACCACGAAAUUGUGCCCAAGAAUAACACAUGGGAUGAUGUGCUACGCAAUAAUAGUGUUGUUGAAAGCUCUAUUGAAAGUGAGCUAGUCUCUGGUUCAAGAAAAAAGAGGUUAGCAAAUCAUCAUUUACCAGACCAGUGCCAAGCUUGGCAUCAAAGAGCUUCUCCAACUGCGGACUCUGAGCAAUCCAACGUAUCAGAGUUAAUUGUUAAUCGUCAGAUUCAGAGUGAAACGUCAUCUCAGGAGUUUGCACCCCAGCAAAUGUAUAAUAAUGUUAAUGGUCAAAACAUUAUUCCUCAGAGGAGGAACAGCAGUAGCAGUAGCAGUAAAAUUACAAGAAAACAGCCAAGAGCCGAAAGAUCUACCAGACGGUCACUCAAGAACAUUAACCAGCAGGCUGCAACAGGAAUGCAGCCAGAGCAGCUGUUGGAGCAAGCAAAGGUACCUGGGAACAAUCGUCUUCUUUCUGAUGAUGCAACACCUUCACCGUUUGGAGCAAGUGCAUUACAGUUAUUGAGCCAGCUAAGACAGCGGCUUCAGUCAAGAGGAGACAGCGAAGGAAUGGACAUAAUUGGUGUAGUCGAAGCUUAUAUUGCAGGCCAAGGGAGUAAUGGAGCUGUAGGGUCUGGUAACAUUCAGCAGUCAGCAACAGCAGCCUCUCCUGGAUUCUCUCCUGUCUUCCCAACUCCUACCACAAACAAUCCAGUUUCUGUGGCAGAUAAUCCCUUUAACACAGGAGGUGUUCCUGUACCCACCUCUACAGAAGCCCAUAAACCCAGUCACCUACCUAACCACACCACAAAGCCUAAUCCUUUCAGAGCUGAUAGUGUACAAAAUCAUGGGACCAACACUGAAUCCUAUCCUAUACCUGGAACUCGCACAACAAAUGCUCACCCUGGUUUUCAGUCGGCACAUGGGGUCACUGUGUCUCACACGCAAGUACCUGGAUCUUCUGCACCAAAUCGGCAUGUUGGGUUUAGGUCACCUCAUUAUCUAAAUGAGGGAAAUAGUCGUAAUAACCAGAAUUUGCCUUCCAGUGGGGAGUCCACCUCGCAGAAGGAUAAUCAAGGAAAGCAAAUUACCAGUGAAGAGUUGAUAAGAGAAAUAAUAAGACAGAAAAGUAUUAUAGUUCGGCAGGAGAAUGACAUACUUCAGCUGAGGACUUUGAGCACACGUCUGAUUGCCAUGCAAGAAAAGUUAACGUCACAGAAUUCAGAGGUGGAUGCAAACAGAAACACUUAUAGUAGUGGUGGACAGGUCACUCAAACAGUCAGACAUCAGAAUCAGGAAUGCCAGACAGAAGACAAUCAUUUGGAAAGACCAACUCGCGAUUGGGAAUCCAAUACUCCAUCCAGUGACAGAGAUUACUGGUCUACUGUUAUGCUUCUGCAAACAGAAAACGAUUGUCUCCGAGAAGAAGUUAGACGUCUUCAAGAGAUUAUUACGGAAUUGCAAAAUCAGCUAACAAGAGCCUAUGCAGAUCUAGACAGUGAACGUCGUUCUCGUUCACGCCUAUCCGGGAUGUCAUCCUCUAAGCUGUCAGGGUCUGCACCGAAUUUGGAUUUUGUCGAACGCCAUUUAAGAGGAAACAUUCCAGAAAAAUUAGUGCCUGCAAAGCAAUUAUCCAACCAAGGAGAAAGUGAAGUUGAUUCUGCUUACGAAGAAAAAACUAGUUCUCGUGUGACGUCCAAGGUUGGUUCUCCUCACUCAGAUAGACAAGAUACUCAAGAAUCCAAGUGUGAAAGGAGUAUUCCUCCUUUGUCAAAUGUAAAAACUUCUUCAUGCCAACAACAGAACCAUAAAAAUAAUGUAGGAAUGUACAACUCAAACCAGCAUUUAAAUGCAGCCCAAGGGCCAAGUCGUGAAACUACUGCACCGAGCAUAACCAGAAAUGCGUCUCUAUCUCUUGAACCCAUUCCUGUGUGUCACUCUGCUUUUCCAUCCGUUGAAUUAUUGAACAGUAAUUCCCACACUCCAAAACGUGAUGUUUCUGAACAGAAUUACAUCUUACCCGAAAAUCAGAGAUUCCAUGGAAAUGCUGGUCAAAAUUCUGUCAGAGAUAGACAAAGUACACUCCAAAGUCCAACUUCAAAUCAAAACAAAGAAAGUGUAAAUCAUAAUACUACACCGUCCUGUUCUGCUACUGAGCUUAUCAGUGUUAAUGAUGACUUUGCUAUUGUCAUCAGUGAUAUUGUACAUAAACCAGGCCAAAUUUUGGAUGAUCCAGUUUAUCCAUCAUUUAGCACAGUCAGUGAAGAGAGUCAGAAUGAGUUUGGGUCUUACAGGGACAGUGAAUUUCUCCAUGGCAUCCCAUUUGAAAAAUUGAGGGACCAUGAUGCUACAGAGGGAAAAAGGAAUUCAGAUAAGGAAAAGAUUCACUCUCUUGACGGGAUACAGAAUCCAACGAUGGAGUCAACAAGAGUACAGGAACGCUCACCUCCUGUAAAUACCAGAAGCAGUACUGAUAUCUCGUAUGUCACCAUGAAGGGGACCAGUACGUUGAAAUCAGUAGUUUUAGAUAAUGUUGAGGAACUUCAGUAGUUGAAUGAAGGUUUAUAAAAUGUGCUCACCCUGUCUUCUGGAAAAGCCCACACCACUGAGUGGCUGCUACCAUACUGAGGCAUACAGUUCUACUGAAACUGAUUGCUCUGUCAUAGAGGGGCAAUUUACUUUUGAAUAUGGUAAUAAGCUAAACUUUUUUUUGUUUGUUGCCAUUUUCUCCACUUACAUUUUAAUGUUUUUAGCUACGUCAUUGGUGCAUAGUAAGUGAAACUAACCUGAAUAUUUAGUGAAAAUAAUUUUUUACCAUCUGUGAUUGUUGAAUUUUAAUAUUUUUCCCUAUGGUAGUAUACAUAAUGUACUUUAAUUUUAGUCCAUAUUAUAGCAUAAUGUACAAUACAUAUAGUGUUCAAAGGUAGAAUGAUAUACUGUUUUAGAAUGGCAUUCAGUUUUAUAAUCUUCCAGUGACUUCCAUUAGUCCAUAGCAAGAAAGUAUGUAAAUCUAUAUUUUAUGAGAAAUGUUUUGUAUAUUUGUGAAACAAGAAGUAUACCGAGUUUCUGUGCACUUAGUAGACUUUUGUAAGCUUUUUAAUAUAUUAAUGAGAAACAACUAUUAUUUUUGGAUUAAUAUAUAAAAUCUAAAGGUAUCACCCCAAAACUGUCACAAAUCUUAUUCACCCAUAAUAAAAAUUAAUAAGGAU
This is a messenger RNA of Macrobrachium nipponense, 3670 nucleotides long. RefSeq lists its product as uncharacterized. The coding region runs from base 189 to 3011 and encodes 940 amino acids. NCBI's taxonomy places the organism in Eukaryota, Metazoa, Arthropoda, Malacostraca, Decapoda, Palaemonidae. The record is from RefSeq and is a predicted model, not a curated record. The transcript is spliced from 7 exons.